Messenger RNA from Brassicogethes aeneus, 912 nucleotides. The record is from the annotation of a GenBank genome assembly. Lineage: Eukaryota; Metazoa; Arthropoda; Insecta; Coleoptera; Nitidulidae.
AUGUCACAUAAACAUUCUCAGCAGCUUCAACUUACUCUGCCAGAAAAAACCUGUUCAUCACCUGAAGCCUUGCAUGAUGUAACAGGUGCACAUUCACAUGCUUCACCGCUUCAUCCUUCUUUACCACAAUCGCACGUUCCAUGGUUCUCGCACACAGCGAAAGGAUCAUCGAUUGAUAAGUUUAUUGGGUUUUUCCCCACUGCAGACACCGACUUCGAUAUCCAGACUGACAACACCGGCAACGAUAGACGCAUAUCAUUUAAUCUGAAAGGCACCAAGGAUUUCGGAUCUUUCGUUGUAGGGGCUGGAAGGAAAGCCCUACUGAAAACUGUCACUGACAACGGCAGACAUUUUCAUUUUACCAGUCAAUUAGGCGAGAAAGGUAAAGAGGUGGUGGCGGCCAAUGCCGCGCGUAGCAACAUAACCUACGAAGAGUCUUCCGAAAUUUGCUCAAGGCUGGUGUUCGAUGUUGCCAUUGAGGGAAGCAAAUUCACCGUUUAUGUGAAAACUCAGACAUGUAAAGAAAUGGAAUUUAAAGUAUCGUCGAAUGAUACUUUUGAAACAUUGAGACUCUUGAUUGAAGCCAAAGAAGGAAUACUGCCGGAUCAACAGAGGUUGAUCUUUGAUGGCAAACAAUGUGAAGAUGGUCGCACUAUGAGAGAUUAUAAUAUACAAGCUGGAAGUGCUGAUGACGUCAAGCAAAGGUUCAUGGCUAAUGCUUCUCCUGCUAUUGAAGCUGGUGUAAACCAGAUAUCUUCUUCUACGUGCAACAAAAAUGGCGCCAUUGAACGUGGAGCAGUUUGCUUUGGAGAAAAAACCACUCAAACUUUUACAAAAUGUCGCAAUUUCAACAAAUCCGACGUUGAUAAUUCACUUUGGAACUUUUUUUCAAUCCAAACAUGUAUUCUCUAG